UAUAUAUAUAUAUAUAUAUAUAUAUUCAUUUGGCUUUAAAGUGACAACGUAACUUUAUAAUGUUUGCUUCAAACAGCAGGUUUCAUCUGAGUUAGCAGUAAAUCUCGGAAAUUAGGCAAAAUAAUUAUAAUCACAAAAUAACAAAUGCAUCCAAUUUUGCAAGGUGCAAAAAAAGGCACAUACACGAAACAUGUGACCAAGACCUGAUGUGAUAACACGAUAAUGUUAAAUUUGUUAAAUAUAAGGUUUAAUUUUAGGCAUAUCACCACUAUAUCACCAUAAACAUGCCCAGCUGUCAGCGUCAGUAAUUUCUUAAACACCAACCAAAGCACAGUUGUAACAGUACUCAUGCAAAAUGGCUAAUAUUAAUAUCUCCAGUCGCCAGCGAAUUAUUUGCUCUAUUUAAGAGAGGUGGGAUUACAACAGUAUGGUAAUUUGCUAGGGGAAUGGGGGUGGCCAUGGGUGGAAUAUCCAUUUUUAUUGCAUCACCUGUCAGUGACGUCCAAUCAGCGUCGACUCUGGGGGCAUUAAUUGAUGAAGGUGUCUCCGGCCUUGCUCACUUCACACUGUCAUUUUAUUUGUGACUAAGCCAGCAGCGGGAAUAGCAGCUGCGUUUCAUUUCGGUCUGUAUUUCUCUCUCUCUCUCUCUCCUCUCUCUUGCUCUCUCUGUCGCUCACUCCCUCUCUUUCUCCCUUCCCUACUCUCUUUUUAUCCUUCUCACUGGCAGUGCUGUUCACCUUCCUCUUUUCCUCAUGGCCAAAUGGGAAGGGAGCUGAGGGAGCGCAGGUAUACAGGAGCUCAGACAGCCUGUCGGCAACAUCACACACAUCCCAUAGAUCAUGCAGUGCUCAAAUCAAUGGAUUGAUUGUUUGAAUUCAAACAGACCAUUUCAUUUUUAUUCAUCUAUUCAAAACUUUUUUUGUUCAUGACGCAGUGUGGACAUUGCACAGUCCACGCUGGACUGGUCAGCAGCAUGUCUUGAAAUAAAUCAGCAGCAGUAAAGCUACUUUAAGGACAUCCGUCGCGCUAAAUGUUGGAAUUAUUGCAAUGAAGAAAAUGGGGGACUUGGAAUCCGGUUUUGAAGAAAUGCAGGGUGUAAGGCUUGGCUUUUUGGUUAUCAAAGGCAAACAAAUGUUUGCCCUUUCUCAAGUCUUCACCGACCUCUUGAAAAACAUCCCGCGGACUACUGUACACAAACGUAUGGACCAUUUAAACGUGAAGAAGCAUCACUGUGAUUUGGAGGAAUUGCGAAAGCUCAAAGCAAUAAAUUCUAUAGCUUUCCACGCAGCUAAAUGUACCCUGAUUUCAAGAGAGGACGUCGAGGCUCUGUAUUUUUCCUGUAAAACUGAACGCGUAUUGAAAUCAAACAAAAGAAGGGAAAAGACGAGAAAUGCAACUGAAAAAGUGUGCGAAGACAAAAACCACACAGCUGACAGAAGCGACUUUUGGAGAGAAAAAGUUUGGUUAAGUUUGCAUAGCGUUCCACAGACUUUCUCAUUCAAAACUAAAGCUGUUCGACAGGACUCGGCCCCUCGUACUCACUCAAAUCUACCUCAAAUUUACAGUAAAUCCUUUGCCCGUGACUUUCAACCGGUCACCAAGUCGGCAUCUACACCCUUUAAAAACUAUGAAACAGCUCAAAUACCUGACAACUGUGUGGCUUUUAAUCAGAAACAUGCAUUUAUUCAGAGCGUUGUGAACCGACAGCCGCUGUUCUAUCAGUCCGCCAUUGCAGCGCAGCCAAAGCACCAAGGCAACGCAGACCUACUUUACAAAAGGAAGAGGAAGCGCGAGAGCAGCGCGAGGCAGUUUUGGUCGAGGAGCAGACGCGACCAUCCGGUUCUGGUCGUCCCGAAGUGCUGUAAAGCAAAAGUUUCCAACGGAUCUCUAAGCCACUUUCACCACCUCGAGCAUGGAUUAUACGUCGACCCAAGGCUCACUGGACAUUUUCAGGAAAGCUGCAGCAGCGACACGGAGUCUAGUUCCAUUUCAGAACGGGUGAACAACGAUUCGGAUUUCGGAUCGAGUUUCUCUACCACCAGCAACUCCGCAACUUCAGAUGAGGAGGAUGACUCCCUCUCGGAUUCUUCAGACGUCAGCACCGAUGAAGAGAGCUCCUCUCAGUCUGACUCGAGCUCUGUGUCCAGUCAAGUCUCAGUGCAGAGUAUUCGAUUCAGGCGCGCGCGCUUGUCAAGUCUCAACACAAAAGCACCUUUGGUCUUACAGCCUACUUUUCACUACAGGCCUAAUCUACAAAACAUACACACUAACCAAGGAGGAACGACUUCUUUGGAUUGUGAAAGAACUGCCAAAACACCGAAAUCGGACUUUACGUCGUGCAGGGAUGGACUCAAGGAUGGCGAUGCCGCAAACGUGCACGACUUCUGCCCGGUGGGGGACUGUUUCCCAGAUGUAGGAGAAAAUGAGGGCUCUGAAUCAGUGUCACGCCUUGAAUUUUCUAAUGAUCCAAAGACAACAGACUCUGUCGCUUACAAUAUUAAAGAAAUUGGCCUUACACCUAUUGCAAAUGGAAACAAGGCGUUUUCCCAACAAAGAAUACCAGGAUCUGCAAACAAAUGCACACAAGGCUUGAUCUCACACUGUGUUCCGGACAAAGAGAUAACGGGUUGUAAGUCUUCUGACAGCAAUCUUUCAUUAGCAGCAAAUUCCAAGAGGGAAGCAAAAACUUCACUCAAGCUGCCAUCACCUCUGAAGCCUAUCAAAACAGAGGCCGAGGAGCCCAUCGUUACUUCAGGCUCAAACCACGAGGGCAACAGGGCAGUAAAAACGCCACCGUUUUUACUAAAUAAUGUGAAAAUUAAAGUCGAGGAUACCUUUGACGAAUAUGAAUAUGCAAAUCCAUCCCUGCAAUAUCAAUGUAAGGAUAACGAUGUUGAUGGCCAGGCCAUCAGUCAUUUUGAUGAAACUGAUCACUGCAAAGACACCAUUAUAGCCUCAGUGAGCUCUGUUCAAAAGCAAGAAUCAAGAAGCACUUUAAACACUCCUUGUUCCGAGGAAGGAGAAUGCAAAAAUGCUACAAGGGUCAGAAAGAACUACAGGGCAAUGCUUUCGGGUAAAAAUACCGAAAGUGUCCGAACAUCAGCUAAAUCAAGUGCAAAAGUUGACAAGAGCCCCCGUUCUGCAGGAAAAUGUGCGAGCAGUGAGGGAUCAAAUGAAGACUGUGCUGGCGCGAGCAAACGCAAACGAGCAAGCGCCAAUGUAGCAUCUCUGAAAAAAUCAUUCAGCUUCAUGGCGAAUUUUCCCUCUCCACCGUCACUUGUUGUUGGCAACGAUGGAGAUUUGAGUCCCGCUUACUCUUUGAACUCAUUUAGAAGUAAACAGCUGCCUCAUCGCUCUCACCCAGUGUGGAGAUGGCAGCUCGGCCAUUCCGUUGUUCCUCCCCCUCCAAGCCACAAAUUCAGGAAAGCCUCUGUUAUCCCUUGAACUGUUCUUUUGAGCUCGAGGGAAAUGUCUUAAAACUGUGACAAGCACUGAUACCCGUUAGUUGUGUUGUUUCCACUGUUGGCCUGUUGUUAUGUUACAAAUAUUGUCCGCGUAUAGCACAGGCUGGUCUAUCCAUCGAGGUUUGCGACUCUGGAAUAUACCGAGGUAUUUAUAAUAAGCUGAUCUAGCAAGAAACAGUUGUUUUAAUUAUUUACAUUGUGGAAGCUGACCGGAUGGACUAGACUCGCGUGGAGCAAAUGUUGGCUCAUUUUGCAGGCAGGGUUAACCAUCUCUCAUAUGAUGGCAUUAUAUGCCAUUGUUUGUCAGGUCUGUGUCAACAAUGGUUGAUUUGGUCAUUAAGACACCUGGCAUUGGUAUAUUUUGAACUUUGUAUUUUGCCUAUUAUGUUUGAUCUAUUGACACCCUAAUAUACUGUUUUUUAGAAUAACUGUAGGCCUAUGGGCUACCAUUCUUAUUUAUUCAUUUUAAGGGUGUUUCCCAAUUGUUGGCGCUUGACUGUGUUCACACACACACACACAGCACACCAUAACUCUCCCGGUGUAGGCCCAACACAAUGGCCCUUUAGAUUCAACUGACAAUCAAGAGCUGUUUGAUUUGCACGAAGUCACAGAAGUUAAAACACCAAAUCGAAGUCCUUCUAGCACACUCAUAGCUUAUGGUAAAGACAGCUGAAGCACAAAUUUGCCAUGCAUUGCACUUUGCUAAUGCCCGUUAAGGUGAAUUGGUUGUUUCUUUUCAUUUUAGAUGUUCUCAAGAAAAAGAGCCGUCGCGAGUUAAUUUGGUGCUAUUUCAGUUUACUGUCUGUUUGAGAGGAAGGGUUGUUAGUCUUAUUUUGAAAUUUAGAUUUAAACACGUAUGCUUUUGCAUACGUGACAACAUCAAGGUGCUUCGUGGAAAAUACACACAUUUUGGUCAGGGUAUAUUCACUAAAUGUGUAUUUCUCAUUGACUCAAGAGCUUUGUCAUUUUCGUAUGGUGUUUUGGUUGUAUUUUCCUUCACUAAUCGUAAUGGGCACAUGAAAUACCUCGGCACUAAAAGCGUUACUUAAAAAAAAACUAAAACAAAACAAAACUUGGUGUUCCACUCGAGAACCCUGCCCAAUGCCUUGUGAUGAAUGUAGUCUGCUGUGACGUACCAUAUUUGUUUACUUCAGCAAAAGCAGGCCGUCACUAUAACAGACAUUUCAAUUGAAUUGUGUCUGUGAUUAGAUCCCCCAAUAAGUAAAGAAUUUAAGAGUAUUCCAAGUAUAUUGCCAAGGACCGAAAAAGCAGAUAACCGACUUUUUUCGUGAAUCAGAAUACUCAGCUGCAUCUAAAUUUCCUGCACAAAAUACAUACAAAGCUUGUGAGUUAUCAUUGAAUAGGGAUAGACUAUGCAGAUAGUUCACAUCAUUCUAAGAAAUCACGUAACUGACUUUAACGGUAUCGUUGCCUAUUAAUGGGCCCAAGACUCCACGUCUGUUGGAGUUUUAAAUUGUGUUUUAAAUGUGUAAGUGGGGAUAUGUAGCCUGAAGUGAAAAUAAAUCCAUUUGUGAAUGUUCCAAUAUCCGAUAGAGUGUGAAAUUCAGACAGAUAUUUUUGUAUUGCCAUUAUUUAAUGACCGCUUCUUCGAGCUUGUAAAUUAAAGGAACUGCUUUUUGUUUCGCGCGCGUCUAAAAAGUGCACUGCGGACUGACAGGAUAGCUAUGUCCUCCUAACUUCAGAAGAAUGAAUUCAAAACCAGCCAAAUAAAACCGAAUGUAGCUCACACAACACAACUCCCCUUAAGUUAAAGAAUUUCACGAUCUCCACGAUGAACAGAAAUGGAAAAAAUGGGCGGUGACGCACUGCUAACAUGGUAGCUUAGGAUAUAUCUGGCCAAGGUGGACUUUUUUUUAUUCUUCUGCUUUUGCUACAAUACUUGAGGUCAGAUUUUUUGACACGAACUUUUUAUUUUAUUUGUAUUUUUUUAUCUUAAGUCACUGGUUGUUUAUAAAAAUGCAUAUUUAUUUUUGUGAUUUUCCUGUUUUUUUAUACCAUUGUUGUAUAGUAAAAAUGCACUCGAAAUGAAAACUUGAAUGGUGGAUUUGAAGCACUUUCUUUUUCUUUUCUGGUUAAACUGUUCAUUAAAUACAUCUGA
Myxocyprinus asiaticus (Chinese sucker) is the source of this 5583-nucleotide messenger RNA. RefSeq names its product SKI/DACH domain containing 1 (gene skida1). The transcript has a single exon. Bases 1048 to 3444 code for a protein of 798 amino acids. Lineage: Eukaryota; Metazoa; Chordata; Actinopteri; Cypriniformes; Catostomidae. The record is from RefSeq and is a predicted model, not a curated record.